ACAAUAGCUCUCUCUUUACAAGAGAAAACAUUAUAUAUAUAAACUCAGAUUAAACUUCGCUUACUUCUUCUACUAAUCUCUUUAAUUUGUAAUUCAUAAUCUAAUUUUUUUAUUAAUCUGAGAGCAAAAAUAAAAAAGAUCUUGGUUCAUUUUCUAUAAUGCCCACUUUGUAGAGGGGGCAAGGGUUCAUCCGGAUCAACAAAUUGGGGGGAAAUUCCCCAAAUUGGGAACUGAUUAGGGUUCUGGUCAGAUUACAAAUGGACUCAAGCUCUUGUUUUUGGAGUAUAGGAUUGAAGAGCUAUUUGUCUCAGGCUUUACUUUUUAAACGGAUUGCUUAAGAGAAUGGUGAUUGCAAAGCUUUUGGCCAUGGAAGAAGAUUGCUUUCAUAUAUAAUUUUGUGUAGCCAGUGAUAAAAAAAAAAAGAAACCUCGAAGAUUCAGUUGUUUUAGAGAAAAGGGUAUUUGGGUUUUAGUGAUUUUUUUGUGUUUGAUCUCAGUUAGGGGAUGGUUUUGGUAUUGAGUUAUUAUUGGAAGGAGGUAAUGGUUCUUUAUUUGCCCCCCCCAAGCAACAAAGAAGCUUAGAUUGUACUGGACCAUUUUUGAUUCUUAGAAAACCCUUUGAUUUAACAUAGAUUUUGAGCUUGAAUUCUUGAUUGAAAAAGCAUUUCUUUUAAGUUAUCUUUCUAUUUGGGGCAUUGUUGAAGUAGCUUGGAAUAAGAAAACAGUAGGUUCCCUAAGUUUCUGAGCGAGAAUUAUUGAUCAAAAGAGCUUCGUUAUCUUCCUAUUCGGGGAAUUGUUAGCUUGGCAUAAGAAAGCAGUAGGUUUCCCAAGUUUCUGAGCUAGAAUUAUUGAUCAAAAGAGCGUUUCUUUAUCUUCCUAUUCGGGGAAUUGUUAGCUUGGCAUAAGAAAGCAGUAGGUUUCCCAAGUUUCUGAGCUAGAAUUAUUGAUCAAAAGAGCAUUUCUUGAAAUUAUCUUUCUAUUUGGGGCAUUGUUGAAGUAGCUUGGCAUAAGGAAACAGUAGGUUUCCCAAGAGGUUGCCCGUCUUGAUUUUUGCAUUUGAAGUGAUUUGUUUAGUUAUAGCCAGUUGACUUGGGGUUGCAUCUGAGAUUACUGAUCUUGGUGACUUGUUGAGCUGUUAAAGAGUGACAGGAGCUCAUGGAGGAAUACUGAAGCUGGAAAUGUAUGCAAGGAUAUGGUGCAUGGAUAGGAGCAUUGGUACUGGUUGUUCCCUUUCUGGAACUUUGCUACUAGAAGAUAAACCAAGUGUUUUGGCUUUUAAAGGCAUUCGAGUAUCGUGUUUUGAACAUCAGUGAAAUGUCGCGUUGCUUUCCUUUUCCACCACCAGGAUACGAAAAGAAGGCUAGGAUUGAGAACGAGGACUUACUAAAAAAGGAGAAGGAAAAAGAGAAGAAGCAUAAGAAGGAGAAGAAGGACAAGGACAAAGACAAGGACAAGGAAAAGAGAGAAAAAAAGGAAAAAAAAGAGAAAGAUAAAAGUGAUGGAAAGCAUAAAGAUAAGAAAGACAAAAAAGAAAAACACAGAGACAAAAAGAAGGAAAAGGAUAGAGAUAAAGAGAAAGAUAGAAGUAAUAUCUCCGAUGAGAAGAAGUUUCAUGGUCUUCCAGGGGGUCAAAAUGGGGAGAAAAUCUCAGAUGAGAAGAUACUUCCUGGAAAAUCUGAAGGUCAAAGUGGGGACAAGUUUAUUCAGAAAGAGAAAGGUAGGGAUAAAGACCGAAGCAGUACCUUGGAUGAGAAGAAGCAUGCUGGACAAUUUUUGGGUUAUAAUGGGCAAAAGGUUAGCCAGAAUAGCAAUCUCGCUGAAGAUUUCCGGGAUUCUAAAUUUGUGCAAGGGAGGAGGAUCAGAGAUGAAGGUCCAGGAGCUGGGGACCGAUUUGCAGAGAAGUUUAUGGUUAACGACAAAAAGCGAGAUGAGCAAAUGGUCAGAUUGGUGGCUAAGACUGCCAACACGCCGGCUGAAGGGAUGGAAAAGAACAAGAGAAGUGAUGAUAGUAGGUUGGAUGCGCAAAGAAUCAGGGAGGAUACAAGCUCUGGUCAAAAUGCUAUGGUCCCGAACCUUGGUGGUGCAGUUAAAGCUAGAGCUGAAGGGAUCCCUGGACAAGUGGAGAAUAAUACCGAGAGGCGAGGAGAAGGGAAAGAAAAAACCAAAGAAAAAGAAAGCAAUGAUAAAAUCAAGGAUAAGCACAAGGAGAAAAAAAGUCACGGGAAAGAGAAGGAUAGGGACAGAGAGAAGCAUGAAGCGGCAGUGAAGGCCAAAAGUGAACAUCGGAAUUUGGAGCAGGAUAAUUUGAAAGGAAGCAAGAAAGAUGACCCUGUAGGUACCAAAACUCAAAAAUCAUUGGAUCCUUUCGACGUAGGUAACAAGGGUGCUGUUGCUGUGGAAAAUCUCCACAAGCGCAAGGACCGGGAAAAAAAUGGAUUCUUUCAUGUUGAUGACAUUAAACCCAAUAAGCAGCCGAGAACUACUUCCUCUCAUCCAUUGACGGACAAUGGAAGGACAUUGGAAUUUUGUGAAGCUCCCAUUGCACCUACUUCAGAUACCCCCAAAGCAAGAACCAGUGUUAAAGCUGAUAAUAACGAACGCAAGGUGAAUGGUAUUAUUGAAGCUCAGCUGUCAUCUAUCUCCUCAACAAAGCAUUUAUCAACUAGUGCAAAAGCUAGUCAGACUGAUAAAGUAUUUAUGAAACCACCGCACCCAGAUACCAAGUAUUUAAGCCAGGUACUUUUAGUUCCCGAAAUGGAAGAAUGGCCUGAUUUUGAUGACCAAGCAUGGCUAUUUAGCAGCAAUGAAUCUCAAUCAAAGAAAAAACCCAAGGUGGGAUUUCCUGAGAUUGAUGAGACCCCACAUGUAUGGUCAGAGGCUCUGCAAAUAGAGUCAGCGGAUGUUUAUGCUCUACCAUAUGUUAUUCCAUACUGAUUUCGUCUUUAUCAGUCGGCACAAUAGUUAACCUUUCUACACUGCAGCCAAAUUCGGCCCAGCAGUAUUCUGCCGUCAAACUUGGGUGUUUCAGUUCAUGCUAUUACCACACGAUUGAAUGGUCAAAACUUCGUCCCAAGAACCGAUCAGUUGCGGCAACAAUCACAUGAUUUUAUCAUGUCCAUUCCAUUGCUGGAAGAAUUAAUUCAUUCCAAACCAUUGCCAUUAGAGAGAAAAGGGGGAGAGAUUCUGUAAGCUUCUUGAAAUGUUAAAUUUCAUUAAAUUGGUUGAAAGCUGAGAAGCUCAUUUCUAAUUGAGAAAUGGAAGAGAAAACUAGCUGUGGUCAUUGCAAUUCCACUGCAAUUUUGAUGAUUUGUAACAUAGAACUCUUUAUUUUGCUUAGUUAAUAUAAAGGUAGAGGGAAAAAGAGAGUAGUCUGCAUUCAUUUAUUCA
Messenger RNA from Gossypium raimondii (Peruvian cotton), 3386 nucleotides. RefSeq lists its product as uncharacterized. Bases 1314 to 2933 code for a protein of 539 amino acids. Lineage: Eukaryota; Viridiplantae; Streptophyta; Magnoliopsida; Malvales; Malvaceae. The record is from RefSeq and is a predicted model, not a curated record. The transcript is spliced from 4 exons.